AUGGCACAGGCACAGGGUGAGCUGUGGGCUGCCUGGCCCCAGUAUGCCUCAGACACUGAUGGACGCUGUGGCUCCAUGUGUGCAUAUUCCCAGCAGCUGGAGAGCCCAAUCAGAGAUACCAGUGAAGAGGGAAAAGAGACAUAUCUCUGUCAGGACACUGCCCUGCAAAACUGCCUCCCGCUUCCAGGGAUCAGCAUCCUUGACAAACUCAUCAAGACCUGUCCCGUCUGGCUUCAGCUGAACAUGAACCAGGAAAGGGCUGGGGCAAUCCUUGGCAAAGAAACAGCAGGGAUAUUCUUGGUUAGGAAAGAGGGUAACAUGAACAACAUGGUCCUCGCAGUUCGCCUGCCUGUGCAGAACGAGGAUCCCGCUGUGCUGGAGUACAACAUUAAAGAAGAAAAAUCAAUCCUGUACCUGGAAGGAUCUGUCCUUGUAUUUGAGGAUGUCUUCAAACUGGUUGCCUUCUACUGCGUCAGCAGGGAUUUGCUGCCCUUCACUCUGAAGCUGCCACAAGCAAUAUUAGAAGCCAGUAGCUUUCAAGACCUUGAAAUUAUCUCUAGUCUGGGGAUAGAUUUCUGGGAUUCCUCCUUAAACCACAGAAGAAGAGAGGAGUUAUCCCACCCUGCAAAAGACACUGCUUUCAUUACUGCCCAGGCAGACAGUUUAAGAUCUACCCAAUGUUUUGCAAGUAGCACAAACCACUGCUCAUGUGAAAUUGAGUUGUCAAUAGGAAAUGACAGGCUGUGGUUCGUGAAUCCUAUUUUUAUAGAAGAGUGCAGUAAUCCUUUUCCUCCAGAUGUACCUCCUCCUAAAAGCUAUGCUGUGAGCACCAAUCUGUCCCCUGCCACCAUGAUCACUGAAAGGAAGUCUCCCCGCCGUCCCCCUCCACCUCCACCUUCUCACGCUCCUGUUCAGAAAUCUUCUCUGAAGCUCCUGCAAGGUCCCAUGACUGCCUGUGAAGAAAAUGAGCUGUUUCUUCAGCCACUAGGAAAGAGCAUCAAGGAAAUGAAAAUUGAGGGUGGUGACAACAAAGAAGAAGAAGGGAAGCAGAGCUGCUCAGUCAACGAGCCCUCGGCAGUGAGCCCCAAGAAGGGCUCCCAGCCCUCUGUUCCUCCACGGAGGCGGUUGUGUGAGAGGACCUUGGAAGAGAGCUGUGCGGGUAAGCCUGGAAGUUGUGAAACGCUGAAAGGGGAACGGACAGAAGAAAAACAAGACACAAGUACAGAGAGCAGAGAUAAAAGAUCGCUGUGCAAAAAGGCUGCAGAAAUGCCUGGGGAGGUUCCUGAAAGAGCUGUAUCACAGUUUCAGGAGACAAAGCCUGAACCUGUGGAGAAGAAGGAGGACAUGCCUGAGAUACAAAGCAAUGCCAUUGAGAAAGGAAAGACACCUCCUAUCCCACCACCGAGAAGGAAGAGGCUUUCCCAGGUACCGAGGAUUUCCAGCUCCUGCCAGUCAAUGCAAAGAACAGUGGCAGAGAUGGCCACAGCCACGGAACAGGCUCUGGGCAAAAGCAGCUCAGCCACAGUGGCAGGUGAUGCCACUUGCACACGCACCAAGACUGAACCGGGACAUAGCUGCAAAUCUGCCAGCUCAGCUGAACUGAAAGGUUCACACUCCUCCUUGGAGGGCCCAGGAGGCAGCGUCGUGGCUCAGGCAUCAGCGUCUGAGCCAGACUCCUACUCCACCAGCAGCACAGAGGAUGACCUGGAGAUGCUGAGUAGUUCAUCUGGUAAAAAGACACGCUCCAUGAUCUUGAAUAAGGCCAAGAACAGGCUGUCCUUUGUGAGCCUGUCCAAUGUCUUCACAGUCUUUUUGUCUAGUGACAGGAAGCUGCAAAAGAAGAUAGUGGAGUUGGCACAGGACAAGGAUUCGUACUUUGGCAACCUGGUGCGGGACUACAGAGUGUACAGUUUAGAGAUGAUGGCAAAGCAGAGCUCCAGCACAGAGAUGCUACAAGAAAUCCGGAUGAUGAUGACGCAGCUGAAGAGUUACUUAGUGCAGAGCACCGAGUUGAAAUCUCUGAUAGACCCAACCUCCUACACCGAGGAACAGUUAGAAGUGAUUGCUGAGACGGCUUUGUACAAAUGUGUACUGAAACCUUUAAAAGAAGCCAUUGAUUCUUACUUAAAAGAAAUCCACAACAAAGACGGAUCUUUACAGCAGCUAAAAGAGAACCAACUUGUGAUACAAAACACGACUACCACUGACCUAGGCAUCACAACCAGUGUACCUGAAACCGUUGUACUGGAAAAGAUCCUUCACAAGUUCACAACCAUGCACAAGGCCUACUCCCCAGAAAAGAAGAUUGCCAUCUUGCUGAAGUCCUGCAAACUCAUCUAUGACUCCAUGGCUCAGGGAAACCCAGGCAAGCCGUAUGGUGCAGAUGAUUUCCUCCCCGUGCUCAUGUAUGUGUUGGCCCGCAGCAACUUGACUGAAGUCCUUCUGAAUGUGGAGUAUAUGAUGGAGCUCAUGGACCCUGCUCUGCAGCUAGGGGAAGGCUCCUAUUAUUUAACCACCACCUAUGGGGCCCUGGAGCACAUCAAGAACUAUGACAAAAUCACGGUCACACGACAGCUGAGUGUGGAGGUGCAGGACUCCAUUCACCGCUGGGAGCGACGAAGGACGCUGAACAAGGCCCGAGCUUCCCGCUCAUCAGUACAGGAUUUCAUCUCUAUCUCUUUUCUGGAAAUCGGUGCUCAGUCAAGGACACUUGCUUCCCGGAAUGACACAACAGCUGAGCAGCUGAGCCAACAGUGUGCUGAAAAGUUUGAAGUCUCCCAUCCCAAGGACUAUGGACUCUUUGUUUAUGUUGAUGACCAGUGGCUGCAGCUGGACAAAGAUGCCCUUCCUCACCAUAUCAAAUCCUCCCUGCUGAAGAGUGAAACCAAGAAAGAUUUCCACUUUAUUUAUAAACCAAUAGACCAUAAAACCCCACCAGUUCCAAUUGUUAAAGAGUCAGACUUUUCCUAA
Molecule: messenger RNA, 2970 nt
Organism: Tauraco erythrolophus (red-crested turaco)
Lineage: Eukaryota; Metazoa; Chordata; Aves; Musophagiformes; Musophagidae
Gene: RIN3
Product: Ras and Rab interactor 3
Biological process (GO): signal transduction; vesicle-mediated transport
Cellular component (GO): endocytic vesicle; cytosol
Molecular function (GO): small GTPase binding; guanyl-nucleotide exchange factor activity
Source: RefSeq, a predicted model, not a curated record